This is a messenger RNA of Mercurialis annua (annual mercury), 2778 nucleotides long. RefSeq names its product golgin candidate 4. The transcript is spliced from 15 exons. Lineage: Eukaryota; Viridiplantae; Streptophyta; Magnoliopsida; Malpighiales; Euphorbiaceae. The coding region runs from base 233 to 2524 and encodes 763 amino acids. Gene Ontology annotation, cellular component: Golgi apparatus. The record is from RefSeq and is a predicted model, not a curated record. Gene Ontology annotation, biological process: endoplasmic reticulum to Golgi vesicle-mediated transport; Golgi organization. Gene Ontology annotation, molecular function: small GTPase binding.
CUUCAACUGACCCGCUCACGCAACGUACUCUGUCUUCUCUCCGUAAUCAAUUUUAUCCUUUUUCACGAACAAUUAACAUCUUAUUUUGAUCUCCUUAUUUCAGAUCUACCUACUUAACAAAUCCAAAAAUCUUUUAAUAAUUAAAUAUUCUCAAAACACUCUUAAUUCAAUCCUCUCCAGAAUCAGUAUUUGAUUCAUAAGAUUAAUCGACUGGUCUCAAUUUUUUUGAAUUAUGUGGAGCUCCAUUGAGGCUUUGAAACAAAACCUAAAUAAGAUUGCACUGGAUGUGCAUGAAGACGGUGACGAUGAGAUCUACGCCUCCACUAACGGCGGAGGAGAUUACUCUGAUCGGAGAAACUCUCAUAGCUACGCGCAUUCUAAAUCGGCUUCCCGCUCUCCAAGUGCUAAUGGAAUCGACUCACCUAUUAAUUCUGAGAGUGAGAAGUAUAAAGCGGAAAUUAGGAGGCUUCAAGAAUCUGAAUCAGAGAUUAAAGCAUUAUCAGUUAAUUAUGCGGCCUUGUUAAAAGAAAAAGAGGAUCAAAUUGCUACACUGAAUCAAGAAAAUGGCUCGUUGAAGCAGAAUUUAGAUGCAACAAAGGAGGCUUUGAAUGUAUCCAGAAGUGAGAUUUUAAAGUCAUCAACAAAUGGCAUCCAUAUGCUUAAGGGAACUGGUGAUCAGUCACCCAACCGACAGCAUAAAUCUGCAGCUCAAGCAAAAAGCCGGAGUGUUGGAAACCACAUACAGAAUGGUCUUUUCUCAAAGCAUGAUGGAGUAGGCAAUGGGAUUAUGCAUGUUGAUCAAGCUGAUACCAUUCAUAGGGGGAAAGAAAAGGAGCUUGCAGAUUUGCUUGAGGAGAAAAAUAGAUCAGUAGCAGAAAUGCAAGCUACUCAUGAGUCACAAAUGAAACAGCUUCGGUUGGAACUUGAGAAGGAGCGUGAUAAAGCAGCAAAUGUACAUAUUAAGUUACAAGAAGAACAUAAGUCUAAUGAAUAUCUUCAAAGGGAGCUGAGGAUGCUAAAGAUGGGUGAAUCCAAUACAUCCACGGAGAUGAGUAAACUGCGCAGCGAGUUGAAUGAUAAAAUUUCAGAGAUAAGACGACUGCAGAUGGAGUUAAGUAAAAGGGAAGAUGAAGACGCUGAUGAUUCUGUGAAGGGUUUAAAAAAGAUAAUUGCAACAUUGGAGAAGGAGAACACUAGCCUCAAGAUAACAAAGAAUGAACUUGAGGCUGCUUUGGAAACGAAUAGAGAUGCUUCACCUGACAAAAUUUCCCCGGGCAUGAGGGUAGACUCAUCUGGAAGUUUUCCUGGAAAGGAAGAAAUGGAGUCAAGGUUGCAAAAAUUGGAGAAAGAAUUGAAGGAAGCAUGCCGUGAGAAGGAUAAAGCAUUGCAACAAUUAUCUCGUCUUAAGCAGCAUUUAUUGGAAAAGGAAUCUGAAGAAUCAGAGAAAAUGUACGAGGACAGUAAAAUAAUUGAAGAACUUCGCGAGAGAAAUGAGUAUCAAAAGGCUCAAAUUUCACAGCUAGAGAAAGCUUUGAAGCAGGCCAUUGCAAACCAGGAGGAAGUCAGGAUAAGUAAUGACAAUGAAAUCCAGAAGUUCAAGGAAACAAUUAAAGAUUUGAAUAAGAAACUUGCAAGCUGUAUGAGCACAAUUGACUCCAAAAAUGUCGAGCUUCUAAAUCUUCAAACCGCACUUGGUCAGUACUUUGCUGAAAUUGAAGCUAAGGAACAACUGGAGCGGAAUUUGGCUUUGGCAAGAGAAGGAACAGCUAAGCUUUCUGAGCUUUUGAAAGGUGCGGAACAGGGAACAGAAGCAUUAAGGAGAGAAAAUGAAGAGAUCUUAUCCAAGCUUUCACAUGCUGAAAGGACGCUAGCAGAAGGGAAAAACAGAGUAAACAAGCUUGAAGAAGAUAAUGCAAAAUUGCGCCGUGCUCUUGAACAGAGUAUGACCAGGCUUAAUAGAAUGUCUGUGGAUUCCGAUUUUCUAGUUGACAGGCGAAUAGUGAUCAAAUUACUUGUGACCUACUUCCAGAGGAACCAUAGCAAAGAGGUUCUGGAUCUCAUGGUUCGGAUGCUUGGAUUCACUGAUGAAGACAAACAAAGGAUAGGUGCCUCUCAACAAGGUGGCAGAGGGGUUGUUCGGGGAGUUUUUGGGUUGCCUGGCCGCAUAGUUGGUGGAAUCUUAGGAGGAAAUUCUGAUGCUCAAGCAAAUGCAGCAUCCGAAAACCAGUCUUUCGCAGAUCUGUGGGUGGAUUAUCUUCUCAAGGAAACUGAAGAAAGGGAGAGGAGGGAAUCUACAGAAGAUAGAGGUGAAGAUUCUCAAAGAAGUCCUAUUUCGGGUGGUGUUCCACCAUCAGGUACUCCCUCCGGAAUCUCAAGAUCAAAUUUUUCUCCAAACCAGAACUAUAGUCCCCUUCCUGUUCAGGGAAAUUUACGUCCAUCUGAACAUUCUGAGUCUGAGUUCUCAACUGUUCCUUUAACAUCCUCGGAAAGCUCUUCUCGUAUUUCAAGAUUACUGAAACAUUAAAAGAAUAUGCUGCGUAAAAUGUAGAUGUAAUUAUUCAAAGUAACAGGUUUUCUUUUUGAUGUUGUAGAUUGCAGUCUUAUUCAAUUCUUUCAAUUUCAAAUUCAAUUGGGUAGAAAUAUAUUCUCCUUUUUCCUUAUAGGCCAAAUUAUAUUCAGAAAAGGGCUCAAUAUGUCACGGUUAUCUGUAGGACUGUUUGAUCCGGUUUUAAGAUAUGUAACUGUGUUUGAUUAUUGAUUUAGCUAUUAUUGUCGUUA